AAUAAAUAUGGUGAGAAUAACACAUCUGUUUUACAAAUGAAUAAGAUAAGUUCAAGAAAUUUAUCUGAUGUACAAGUGGAAAAUUUCCCUUCUUUAAAUCAUGGUGAGAAAACGUAUGAAAAGAAUGAUGAAAAAGACGAAUCAAAUAAUAACAAUUCAAAUAUAAAUAAACAACCAAGUGAAGAUGAUGAAGAGCUUUCACAAAACAAUAAUAAUGAUAAUAAGAAUAAUAACAGUACUAAUAAUGUCAAUAAUAAUAUAAGUAAUGUUAGUAAUGAUUCUGGAAAUGUAUUAAGUAAAAAAAUUAAGAAAAAAACAUACUUAAAUUAUAAUGAUUUGACAAAACAAUUAACGAAAGAAGAAUUAUUUUAUGUUCUUAAUUCAUUAAAAAAGGUACCUGGAAGAAGAAACCUUAAUAAUAUAUGGAGACAUGCUGAUGGUUUAAUAAGCGAUAUAUUAAAUGAAAAAUUAAAUGAUCUAAAUGUAUAUAUACAAGAAUAUAAGAAGAAAUAUGAAACUUUACAUGAUGAACAAUCCUAUCGUAUUAGUAAAAGUGGUUUAAUGGAAAAAUUUUUAGAUGAAUUUGAUGAAAGAAUAAUGGAACAAAAAAUGACCUAUAGUAGUAAUUUUAAACUUUUAAUACUUAAAUGUGAGUCAAUUGAUGAAAUAAAAAAUUUCAUUCAUACAUUUAUAGAUGAUUUAGAAAAGUUAAUAAAUUAUAUACAUGGUAGUUAUAAACAUAUAUUUCAAUUAGUAAAUGAAGGUCCAACUAAAGUAAAACUUAAUGAUUUUAUAUUUAAAUGA
Plasmodium gaboni is the source of this 804-nucleotide messenger RNA. RefSeq names its product exported protein (PHIST). The annotation marks the transcript as partial. The record is from RefSeq and is a predicted model, not a curated record. The transcript has a single exon. NCBI's taxonomy places the organism in Eukaryota, Apicomplexa, Aconoidasida, Haemosporida, Plasmodiidae.